UGUUUGAUGUCAACACGCACCUUCUUAUCAGCGGAUUUGGUUCGAAAACAUCGGUAACAGCGGGCCGCUAACCCGUUGACGACGGCCGAGACAUGCCGACCAAGUAUUACUCCGUGUACAGCCACCGGUACAUGAUCAGCAGGAAUUUUAGUAGAAAAUAUAAGAGAAAGGACUCAUUGAGCCUGUUGCCGGUUGUACGUGACUUGAGAAACGGGGCCGGCGAUAAUCUAAGUGAUCAUGGUUACAACAGAACGAGAAAGGACGAUUCGCUCUGCGACAUCCUGUCGAGUCCGUCAUUCCGAUUCGUUAUCUGCUUGAUCAUCGUAAUGGUUGUCUUACUAUACAAGUCGCUUUACAUGGAUUAUUUCCACUUGAAGAAUGAAAAAUCUUCCAUAUCGAUCAUGAAGACUUCAUGGAACUCUACUAAAACGUUAUACGGAUACGAUAACGGAAAACCGACAAUUGAAGUUAUCGAAAUUUUACCAAAUUGUGGAUUACAAACCAUUUGCUCAGACAAUGCUUUUCCAAUUCAUAUAUAUACAGGAAAAAAUAAAACCGACUUUCCGAGGUUGUGUAUUAUGGGCAAAUACGUUAUGUCAUUCAAUCGGACUGCAGGUGGUCGUGGUAUCAACGUAGCUGUGAUAGAGUCAACUACAUAUACCAUCAUGGAUGUAAAAAACUUUGAUACGUAUGAGUAUAAUAGUUCUAAUUUAGAUGAAUGGCUUGACCACAUGGUUAACGUUGGGGAUGUAGUAAUAUUUUUUACAUUCGACGAGGCAUCUAAAAAAUUAACAAAAAACACUAGAAAUGUCUUAUAUAAUAUGGGGAGUGGGAAAAUUCAAGACUUAUGGUACAGAUGCCAAUGGUACAUGGUGACACAAAAAGGAAUUCAAGGCAUCACGCCGUAUGAAAAAAUUACAUACUCGCAUAAGAACAAUUGGGCAAAUGUAUUAGAUGAAAAAUUAUGUGUUCCAUUUCAAAUAACAGGAAAUCCAAUUGUAUCCGAUGAUUUAUCUAAUCAACAAUUGUCGUUUUGUAAUAACACAUUUGACGAGUACACAAUGUAUUGCAAUGAAAGUAGUGAACACGCCGAAAGCGUUAGUUACGAAUACUCGAGAAGUGAGUCCCGAGAAAGUCAUCGAACAACAACAACUAGUCGAUUGCUCGAUCGAACGGAAUAAAUAGGGUAAUCGCCACCGCGUUGUUAUAAUAUAUUAUAACCAAUAUUAUAAUAUGUUAUUGAUAUACCAGUAGCGAAUCUGUAGGUUGUUCAAGGGGGUAGCUAAUUUUACAAAAUUAUUUAUACGAUGUAUUUUUUUAGUAAUAUAUUAUAUUUAUGAGGGAUUUUUAAUAUGUGAAAUUCUAUUGCCGACAAAUACUUAUGUCGAUAUAAUUCGUUUUAUUUUAUUUCGUUUCGGUUUAUUCGUUGUAUACAUGUGUCUCUUUUACGUAUUAUAAUAUGCCGCGUACAAACGAUACUACGCAGUGUAACGCGCCAAUUAGUUUAGGUUCAUAUAUAUACAUGAGCGUAGUAGGCAUACGUGUAUAUAUUGAUAUAUUAUAUAUUAUUGUUAUAUGCAUGAUAUGCAAUUCAAUAUUAUAUAGGUUAUUUUUGCUAUUGAGGAAUAAAAAUAGUAGCGAGUAUGAUGAUAAUUCCAUCACGGUGGUACGCGGAAUAUCGCCCACGCAUAUUAUAAUAAUAUAUCAAACAUAUUGUGUCCAAUCCCUACAUAACACUGCUGCGGCAGCGGUCUGCGGUAUACAGCGCGUCGAUGACGGAGACCACUCGACGAUUAAUCAAACGAUUGCCCUUUCGACGACCCUUUAUCUCUUUCUUUUUUUCCCCAUUUUUUUUGUUCUUUGGGCGCGUUAAACGAUUUCACACGGGCUAAGUUUUCUGAAUAAGACACCUAUAAAAGUAAAUUAUAAACAGGAUACACACCAAAUCCGAAGAUAAUCGAACAAAAAUGUGGGUAGACUGCCCGAAGUGACAUUGUAAUACAAUACACAUAUAUACCUAUUUAUAUCAUGUAAAAUGCGGUGUGCAAAACCUCCAAAAUUAUUGUGCCUUUUAAACGCUUUAUUUGAUACCUGAUUUCAAUUCCUUUUUUUUUUCUUUUAAUAUAAAAUGUCUAUAACCACAGUUUAUGACAGGAUUAAUAUAUAUUAUUAUAUGUGCAUUGGCGUAUUAUAAAUGUAAAAUGUCAAGUAUGAUUUACUCAAGUUUCAUUCACAACUAUUUCUUGAAAAAAUUACCCGUAAGUACAUGUAUAGUACAUGAUAUAGGUACGUUGAAGUAAAUACUAAUUUUUCAGUUUAUACAAGCAUAUGCUACUUAAUACAAAGUUUUCGAUACAAUCAAUAACAAGCACAGUGCUAAGUAAUCAAAGAGUAUUUUGGUAAUUAAAGUAAUUAAAUGUAGGUAAUAUAAGAUAUAUUUUAUUGUUUUCAAUUACAAUAAUAUAUUAAUAUGUAUGUCAACUCAAAAAUUAAACUUAUUUGUUAUCUUCUUUAUCUUAAAGCAAACUUAAGAAAUAAUAAGCAUUAUUAUACACAACAGUGCAUCUACUUUCAAGACUGCAAUUAAAAUUUAUGUUUUUGCAUUUUUAAAAUGUUUAACAAUAAAAUAGCUGCAGGUAGAGGUAGAUAUAGGUAGCUACAAAAGUUACAAUGAUAUAAUAUUUAAUAUAUAUUUAUAUUUGUUUUAAAUAUUAAAGUAUUUAACCUACUUGUUUUAUCAUGUAUUUACGGAUAAUGGUUUGGA
This is a messenger RNA of Rhopalosiphum maidis (corn leaf aphid), 2764 nucleotides long. RefSeq names its product protein FAM3C-like. The coding region runs from base 93 to 1181 and encodes 362 amino acids. The transcript is spliced from 8 exons. The record is from RefSeq and is a predicted model, not a curated record. NCBI's taxonomy places the organism in Eukaryota, Metazoa, Arthropoda, Insecta, Hemiptera, Aphididae.